Sander lucioperca (pikeperch) is the source of this 1682-nucleotide messenger RNA. RefSeq lists its product as uncharacterized. The coding region runs from base 1 to 1608 and encodes 535 amino acids. The record is from RefSeq and is a predicted model, not a curated record. The transcript has a single exon. Gene Ontology annotation, molecular function: GTP binding. Lineage: Eukaryota; Metazoa; Chordata; Actinopteri; Perciformes; Percidae.
AUGUUGUUUAUGUCUUUACUUUUCUACAGGAAUACCAACACCUCAUCCAAAUAUGACAACAUCCCCUGCAAAGUUCUGAUCCAAUCAGGAUCUCCUGCUGUGUAUCGGCUGAUACCAAGGAAAGAGAACAUUGGAUCUCUGACAAGAAUGACUCUUGGUGAAAAAAAUCCAAACAAAAUAAACAAAACCAUCUUACUUGUUGGUGAAACAGGAACAGGAAAAUCUACUCUGAUCAACGCUCUGGUCAACUACGCCAUGGGAGUGGAGUGGGAGGAUGAUGUCUGGUUUCAGAUUGUAGAAGACGAGAAGAGAAGUCAAUUAGAAAGUCAGACAUCAGAUGUGAUCGUGUACCAGAUCUUUGGUUUUGAAGGUAAAACUCUGCCCUACUCUCUGACCAUCAUCGAUACUCCUGGAUACGGAGACACCAGAGGGACUGAUCAUGAUGCCAUCGUCAGUAAAAGAUUAUUAGACUUGUUCCAGUCAGCGGAUGGAGUUCAUGAGAUUAAUGCAGUGGGUCUGGUGCUGAAAGCGAGUGAGAAUCGACUGAGUGACCGACUGAAGUACAUCUUUAAUUCAGUAGUGUAUCCGUUUGGAAAAGACAUAGAGAAGAACAUUGUCGCCCUCAUCACACACUCAGAUGGUGUGACUCCAGAAAAUGCUCUACAAGCUCUUGAGGCUGCGAAGAUUAAAUAUGCCAGAAAUGAGAAGAAUCAGCCUGCUCACUUCCUGUUUAAUAACUGCCAGGAUGAAGACAGAACAGAGAACAUAAGAGCUCUUAAAUUUGCACAUGAAACAACAACAGAAGGAAUGAGUCACUUCACAAACUUUCUGGAAAAAACUCCACCUCAAAAGAUGCAGAAAACCGUGGACGUCCUGAACGAGCGCAACAGACUGACAAUCUGCAUCCAAAACCUGCAAGAAAGAAUUAGGUCUAUAGAACUGAAACAGAGAAUUGAAAAGGAGAAUCAGGCACUCCUGAAGAAACAUGAACAAGACAUAAAGGAUAAUAAGGAGUACACAAUAGAACAUAAGAGCAUCUGCAAAGUUAAAAAAGACAUAAAGGGAGAAAGGAAGUGGUGGGCAUUGUGGUUAAAUAAAAAUGGAGCUCUCUGCUGUACAAAGUGUGAAGAGAACUGUCACUAUCCAUGCGAAUUGGUCCAUCACGUAAUACUCUGUGAGAUGAUAGACUUCAACGACACAUGCAAGUCCUGUGGGUGUCAUUAUUCAUGUCAUGUGAAAGAGACCUGGAGGUAUGUGGAGGAGGUAAUCAUAAGCAAUGUGACCGUAGAAGCUAUGAAAGAGAAGUAUGAAAAGGGUCGAGCAGGCUUGGAUAAGGCAAAAAGCCUUUUGGAAACUCUUGAGAAGGAAAUAGAAAUUCUUCAGAAAGAAAAAGAUCAGUUGUUGGAGGAGUCCUUUCAGCAUGUUGUCAGACUGGAGCAGAUCGCCCUGAAGGUUGAUGCAGUAUCCACUCGUGACCACUUGGACUUCCUGAUUGAGAGGAUGAAGGACACAGCGAAGAAGAGGAAACUGGAAGAGAUGAGAAGUCGAGCUGAUGACAAAGAAGGAACCACAGGAGCUGGUAACGCAAAGAGGAAAAGAACUAGAUGAACUAGAAUGACUGAGAGCAAACAGCUGUGUAGAAAACAAGGUCUUCACUGGUGAUCAAAUGGGUUUUAUAUAAU